Tarenaya hassleriana is the source of this 1826-nucleotide messenger RNA. RefSeq names its product alpha-humulene/(-)-(E)-beta-caryophyllene synthase-like. Lineage: Eukaryota; Viridiplantae; Streptophyta; Magnoliopsida; Brassicales; Cleomaceae. The record is from RefSeq and is a predicted model, not a curated record. The coding region runs from base 1 to 1653 and encodes 550 amino acids. The transcript is spliced from 7 exons. Gene Ontology annotation, biological process: diterpenoid biosynthetic process. Gene Ontology annotation, molecular function: magnesium ion binding; terpene synthase activity.
AUGGAGUCCUUCAGCGUAGAAAGAGAAAUCAAACGUCCGUUAGCCGAUUUUCCAGCCAAUAUUUGGGAUAAUCCACUCAUCUUCUUCUCUAUUUCGGAUUCGGGAGGUGAUGCGUACAAAGAGAAACAUAGCGCGCUGAAGGGGCAAGUGAUGGAAAUGCUUAUGGCCUCCAAAGCUAAUCCCGUAGAAAGCCUUAAGCUCAUUGAUGUGUUAUGUCGUCUUGGAGUAUCCUACAAUUUUGAAAAAGAGAUAGAAGAUCAACUCAAUACGGUUUUCGGUAUUCGUGACCUAAAUGACACGAUAGGUGACGAAAAAUAUGAUUUAUCUACCGUUGGAAUUAUUUUCCAAGUUCUUAGGCAAUUUGGCCAUAAACUCUCUGCCGAUGUGUUUGAAAGGUUCAGAGAUGAAAAUGGAAAGUUCAAGGAAAACUCUGGAGUCGAUGCUAAGGGCAUGCUAAGUUUGUACGAAGCUGCACAUUGGAGCACUCAUGGCGAAGAUAUUCUAGAUGAAGCUCUCAUUUUCUCGAAAUCUCGUUUGCAAGUGUUGGCUUCUAAAUCCAGCCCCCAUAUCCGAGAGCGCAUAAAAAACACUCUAAAACAUCCAUACCCCAGGGGAAUUACGAGGAUAGAGACGAGACAAUAUAUAUCGUAUUACCAAGAAGAAGUACCGCACGAUGAAACGUUGCUCAAAUUUGCUAAGUUGGAUUUUAACAUACUACAACUGCUACACCGUGAAGAACUCGCCUAUGCGACUAGGUGGUACAAAGAUUUGAAGACCGAUUGUAAAGUACCAUAUGCUAGAAAUCGGAUAGUUGAGUGCUACCUGUGGGCACUUGGAACAUAUUUCGAGCCGCAAUAUUCGCGGGCACGAAUUAUAGUGGCAAUUACUAUACAAUUAUUAACAAUUCUUGAUGACACAUAUGAUGCUUAUGGCACGAUGGAGGAACUUGAACUUUUCACAGAUGCAUUGAACAGGUGGCUUCCUACAGCCCCCGAAGAGUUACCGGAUAAUAUGAAGUAUUUCUACAGUAUUCUGGUAGAUUAUUAUGACAAACUCGAGGAGGAGAUGGAGAAAGAAGGAAGAUCGGGAUGUGGAUUCCAUGUGAAAAAAUCUAUAAAAUCAUUGGGGAGUAGCUACUACCAAGAGGCGAAGUGGUCAAAUGAAGAUUACAUAGCCAUGUUUGAUGAAUACAAAGAGAACGGAGUUUUUUCCAACGGCUACUAUUCAACGGUAGCAACAUCCUUUGCAGGAAUGACUGAUGUUUGCAAACUUGAUGUCUACGAAUGGUUAAGCUUACAGCCGAAAGUCCUCGUAGCUUCUGAAAUAAUUACUCGAUUCAUGGACGACAUUACAAGCUACGAGUUUGAACAUAAACGAAAACAUGUCGGAACAGCAAUCGAUUGUUAUAUGAAACAAUAUGGUGUUUCCAAGGAAAAAGCCACAGAAGAGAUUGAAAGGAUUAUCUCAGAGACAUGGAAGGAUCUGAACCAAGAACUAAUGAGGCCUUACUCUAUGCCUCGUCCUAUCCUAAUCCGAAUUCUUAACCUCACACGGGUUAUUGAGGUAUUCUACAAGUACCAAGAUUCCUACACCCACCCGGAGUUCUUGAAGGAUUAUGUCGUCUCCUUAUUCACCGAAAGCAUUCCCGUGUGAGGGUGGUUUCAGCAAACUCUGGGAAUUUCAUACAACCACUCUCUACUUAAAGAUUCUACAUAGCUAUCAUAAGAAAUAAUAUCCCAGAAUGUUUUUUUUUUCCUCUUAUAAUUGCACUAUGUGAAAUAAGUGGGUGGACAGUUCAUGCUUUCUGCAUUCCUCCAUCUUUACUC